Scomber japonicus (chub mackerel) is the source of this 2262-nucleotide messenger RNA. RefSeq names its product transmembrane protein 47 (gene tmem47). The transcript is spliced from 3 exons. The record is from RefSeq and is a predicted model, not a curated record. Lineage: Eukaryota; Metazoa; Chordata; Actinopteri; Scombriformes; Scombridae. The coding region runs from base 203 to 748 and encodes 181 amino acids. Gene Ontology annotation, cellular component: membrane; cell-cell junction. Gene Ontology annotation, biological process: cell-cell adhesion.
GUCUGCAGCAGAGGCAGCAGCGACUCAGGACCCGGAGUGAGCGGCGGCUCCCCAUCCUGCACGGACAGGGGAGGCAAUAACAACAUUAACCUGACGCAUUUUAUGGACUUGAAGAACGACAUAUAACAUUCCAUUACCACACAAAUGUCCCUCUUCUCUGUUUUUGUUUUGUUUUUAAAAAGUAAGAUACUUUAGACAGGCUAUGGCUUCAUCCGUGAGUGGCACAGAGGAGGUCCGGGUGUCGGCGUUGACGCCCCUGAAGUUGGUGGGACUGGUGUGCGUGUUUCUCGCCCUGUGCCUGGAUGUCGGGGCCGUGCUGAGCCAGGCAUGGGUCACGGCGGACGACCAGUACUACCUGUCCCUGUGGAUGUCCUGCUGGAAGCCCGUCAGCUCCGUGGCGUGGUCCUGCAACAGCACGCUGACCACCGACUGGCAGAUCGCCACGCUGGCCCUGCUGUUGGGGGGGGCAGCCCUCACCCUGCUCUCCUUUCUCGUGGCUCUGGUGUCCCUCUGCUUCGGCUCCAGGAGUCGCUGCUACAAGCCUGUGGCGAUCAUGCUCUUUACUGCAGUGGUGCUUCAGGUGUGCAGCUUGGUCCUGUUCCCCAUCAAGUUCAUAGAGACGGUCAGUCUGAGAGUGUACCACGAGUUUAACUGGGGCUAUGGCCUUGCAUGGGGAUCCACCAUCUUCUCUUUCGGAGGAGCCAUCCUCUACUGCCUGAACCCCAAGAACUAUGAAGACUACUACUAAGAUAUGUGAGACAAGAAGAGAAAUUCGGGACUUUCCGUUUUACCAGUGUCCUCUCAGCAAUAGGGACGUUCUGUCUGUUACACAAUUCACAACCACAGACUAGAAAAAAUAGGAAAAACAAAUGCUUAUUGUUAGUUUCAGGGCUGGAAACAAACUCUUACAUUUGAUACUGUGAACACAUUAUGUCAAAGACUCUCUAUCCUCACUCACUGGACUGAAGCCACAUGCUCUCUUAGUGGCAACAGAGUCUUGGCAGCUUACCAAGCUACAAAAAAGAGACCAGGCAGUUUAAUUUGGGAGAGAAUGCCAUCAGUCAGAUAUGUCUGCGUCCCCUUUAAGUGGCACUCCAGUAGGUCUUAGAUUUCUGCAGAAAAUCUAGAGGGAACAGAUGGAUCCACUGACACCAUACCAAGAUGAAAAGGUGGACUAAUUAACCAAUCAGAGCAGAGAAGGCAAACAAGGAUAUGAACUCGGGCCAAUCAGGGAAUUAACGGAUCCAGGGAGGAAAAUGUCCUUUUGAAGUGAUAUCCUGAGGAUGACAAAGUGAGUCACCGUGCAGCAAACAGGGCGCACAUAAGGAAAUACAACACACCGCAUUUCCACAGAUACACCGCAACUGCAGCUUCUUCCUCCAGUAGAGUGAAAUAGAUGUGUGAAAGCUCCAGUGGCUUUAUUUUCUCCUGUGCCAUUUUUAAUCUAUUAAAAGGGUGGUACUUGUAAUAAACACGAGUAAGACAGUAAAAACAUUCCACAGGCACCUUCCAAAUGAUAUCAUACUGGUGAGAGGAACAUACACUGGUCAAUGAGUAGCACAGUCUUUCACAUGUAUUCAGUGGUUAAUCCUUUGGCCACUAAUGUAAACCUGCAGCAAGUUACACCUGCUUUUUGAUAAAGUUGUUGUAUUAUAUGUAAGUAUGUGCAGUAAGCUUAAUAAAAUAAUAGUCAUUCCAAGCAGGCCAGUGGGAAGGAAUAUGGCAAAUGACCAUGUCUGCUGAGUGUGUGCGCUUGUUUGCAUGAUCAUACCACCCAGCAUGUGCUCGCACACCUCCCCAUGUGAUGCCUCCUUAUCUUUCCACUGUGCAGGAAAUGCUCCCAGUAGAGUAGGCACCAUUAAGAAUGUUUCUCCAGCAUGGAGAGACUGUAGCGCAACAAUCACUGUAGUUAUUGAAAAAUUCUUAGUUUGUGAAUCAAAGCUAAGUGCCAUGAUACAACAGUAGAAGAAAUGCCAGAUGUGCUGUGCAUGAAGUGUGAUGAAGACUGCAGCAUCAAUCAAGUUGAAACUGGAAAAUUGUAAGACAGUGUGGACAUGAGAGGUGAGGUCUGUGCAGAUCUGGUAAUGAGUCAUCUCAAACCUCAUUCAAGGUGGUUAGAAACUAUUCCAAUUCCUUCUUUUAGUAAAAGUGAGCAAGUGUGUGCAUGCCACUACCAUUCUCUGCUGUGUUUCUGAAUCCCACUGGUUUAAUUAUUGACAUAAUAAACAUGUACUGAGAGAAAAAAGAAUGGUGUUUGGUUCA